AUGCAACCAAAUAUACAUGUGUCUAACCUAUCAGAUGUCAGCUGGCUCGUGCGUCAUUUCAUUAUUUAAAUAUCGCCACAAUUAUCAAACAAAUCAAUUGUUUAAAACGCGCAGUAAUGGAUCUAGCUCUGAUACCACUUUAGGGCAUAAAAUCCCAGUGAUUCAGUUGGUACAAUGUGGCUCCUUUCCUUUGUGUUUCUCUUCACAAAAUUGUCUCUGGUUCAAAACCAAAUCGUUUGGUACCAACCGGAGCAAGUGCACCUGGCUUACGGCGACUCCGUUGAUGAAAUUGUGGUGACAUGGUCCACAUUUAACGACACGACUGAAUCUAUCGUGGAAUAUGGGAUAGGGGGCUUCAUCCUCACAUCUAAGGGGGCCUCCAAGUUGUUUGUUGAUGGGGGCGACCAGAAACGGGCCCAAUACAUCCACACUGUUAGGCUGGCAAACCUCACUUACAACUCACGUUAUGAGUACCACUGUGGUAGUAGUCUGGGCUGGUCGGAGGCUUUCUGGUUCCAAACACCACCUGAACACAACUGGCAGCCCCAUUUGGCCAUCUUCGGGGACAUGGGUAAUGAAAAUGCGCAGUCUUUAGCACGGCUGCAGGAGGAGGCCCAAAGGGGGCUGUAUGACGCUAUUCUACAUGUGGGGGAUUUUGCCUACGAUAUGGACUCGCAAAACGCAGAAGUUGGUGACGCUUUCAUGCGCCAAAUCCAGGCAGUGGCUGCCUAUUUGCCUUACAUGACAUGUCCCGGAAACCACGAAGAGAAAUAUAAUUUCAGCAACUACCGGCAACGUUUCAGCAUGCCAGGCGGUUCCGACUCACUCAUGUUCAGCAUAAACGUCGGCCCAAUGCACAUUAUUUCAAUCUCGACCGAAGUUUAUUACUUUCUUAACUACGGCAUUAAACAGCUCGUGUUUCAAUACGAAUGGCUUGAGGCCGAUUUGAUUAAAGCCAAUCAGAAUCGGGGGAAACAGCCCUGGAUUGUGGUGAUGGGGCACAGGCCCAUGUACUGUAGCAACUCCAACACUGACGACUGCACCCAUCAUGAAACUUUGACUCGGGUCGGUUUACCCUUUUUGCAUUAUUUCGGGCUUGAACAACUGUUGUAUGACUAUGGAGUUGAUUUGGAAAUUUGGGCCCAUGAGCAUUCGUAUGAGAGACUUUGGCCGAUUUACAAUUAUCAGGUGUUUAACGGGUCUUAUGAGCAACCUUACGUCAAUCCAGGAGCCCCCAUACAUAUCGUCACAGGCUCUGCAGGGUGUAAGGAAGGUAGGGAGGAUUUUAACGCCACAAGGCCACCGUGGUCAGCCUUUAUUAGUCGUGAUUACGGAUACACGAGACUUAAAGCCUACAAUGCGACGCAUUUGUAUUUGGAACAAGUCUCAGAUGAUAAGCAAGGAGCUGUGAUUGAUUCGUUGUGGAUUGUGAAAGAUAAACAUGGACCGUAUCAGUUUUCUCAACUGGAUUGGACGAACAAUGAUUUGAAAAAUGUUUAGAUAUGAUUACCAAACGUGUAUUAUUUUAUGCGAUAUCGUGAAACCAAAUAAAUAGCGCAAUUUUAGUUAUCGUAGUUUAUUACGUCGUGUGCUGUAAAUAAACAAUUGUGAUUUGUUUCGUUUAUCAGAAAUAAAAAUUACAAAUCCA
Tribolium castaneum (red flour beetle) is the source of this 1648-nucleotide messenger RNA. RefSeq lists its product as uncharacterized. The coding region runs from base 175 to 1500 and encodes 441 amino acids. The record is from RefSeq and is a predicted model, not a curated record. Lineage: Eukaryota; Metazoa; Arthropoda; Insecta; Coleoptera; Tenebrionidae. Gene Ontology annotation, molecular function: metal ion binding; acid phosphatase activity. The transcript is spliced from 4 exons.